This is a messenger RNA of Nomia melanderi (Alkali bee), 4227 nucleotides long. RefSeq names its product adenosine deaminase acting on RNA (gene Adar). Gene Ontology annotation, cellular component: nucleolus; cytoplasm. Gene Ontology annotation, molecular function: adenosine deaminase activity; double-stranded RNA binding; tRNA-specific adenosine deaminase activity. NCBI's taxonomy places the organism in Eukaryota, Metazoa, Arthropoda, Insecta, Hymenoptera, Halictidae. The record is from RefSeq and is a predicted model, not a curated record. Gene Ontology annotation, biological process: adenosine to inosine editing; RNA processing.
AGAGCCUUUCAAAUCGACUAGCCGCGCCAGUUUUACUUGUCGCGUGCGCGGUACGUUGCGCAGUCGGGAGGUCCGUGCUCUACACGCUGGAUUGAUCAAAGAAUAAAGUUAGUGUUCGGUCGACGGUUACGUAUUUUCAUCUCCCGGCUGAUUAGCAAUCUGGCUCCGGCAGUCCCCGUGCGUAUCAGCGAUUCGGUUUUUUCGUGCCAUAAACAUCGGGACGGGUUGUGGGGAAUUAGGUUAUGUUGGUGGUCGAGAGAAACGUCAGUGGCGCUGUGGGCAUCGCGACACGAGUAUAAUUAAAAUCAAUGUAACAGUGCAGUGUUUCGAGACGGUCGUGUUCCUCGGGUGCGAAUAUCUACUGUGUUCACUGGAUAAGAGACAUGUCAAACGGUCUGAUCAUGUUGAAUAACGAGAAGGGCACUGCAGAGACAAAGUACACGGCGUUCACGGUCGUUAACGUGACAACGUCUGGUCGGGACCGGUCACAGGAGAUGGAGCAACCGAAUAUCUCGAGGCCUGUGCUGAAGAGGCCUGCAGAAUCAGAACCAGAAGGUAAUACCAAUCCGAAGAAACGUCACAAGAACCCGCAACCCAAAAAUGCUGUGUGCGCAUUGAACGAAUUAAAGACUGGAGCAGUGUAUAAAGUAGUAGACCAGACCGGUCCCACUCAUGCUCCUAUAUUUACAAUUGCUGUACAGAUAGAUGGACAAACUUAUGAAGGCAAAGGUCGUACUAAAAAAAUGGCGAAACAUGCUGCUGCAGAGCUGGCAUUGAGAAAUAUUAUUCAGUUCAGGAACACGCCAGAGGUACACCAAGCGAUAAACACUUGUCAGCCUUCCAUGCCUCUCGAGCCAGAUUUCACUAGCGACGUCACAGAGCGUGACAAUCAUCUAGUCAAUGCAUUUAAAACUCUAACGCAAGAACCAAAGAGCACAAAUAAAUUUUUAGAGAAAGGUCCUGUAGCGCUGAUAAAUGAAUUGUACCCAGGGGUAGUAUACAAAUGUGUAUCCGAUAGUGGUGAAAGUUACGCAAAAUUCACGAUAUCGGUAACCAUCGACGGCGAGACGUUCGAGGGUACCGGACCUAGCAAAAAGUUAGCGAAAGCUGCCGCGAGCAAGGCGGCGUUAGCGAAACUGAGGAACGUCCACAGUUCCUCGUUUUGCAUACCGCUGCCAGUUCGCGUUUUACCGAAUUUCUCUAGUAGCGGACACUGGCAGGAUCAGAUGCAAUUGCCGCAAAUGCUGGCAGAUAAAAUCGGGAAAAUGGUGAAUCAAAAGUUCAGCGAACUGAUACAGUCAAAACCACAGCAUGCUAGGCGCAAAGUUCUGGCGGGCAUCGUCCAGACUAAAGGCUCGGACGCUGAAUUAAUCUGUGUGACGACCGGUACGAAAUGCGUAUCUGGGGAACAUUUGAGUGUCAGCGGCGGUGCCCUAAACGAUUGCCACGCGGAGGUGGUGGCGCGUAGGUGUCUAUGCGAAUACUUGUACAAGCAGUUAGAGCUGCACACGGAGGACCGAGCCGCGGAGUCCAUUUUGGAACCCGCGAAGAAGGGUUUUAAACUGAAACAAGGCAUUCAAUUUCAUUUGUACAUUAACACCGCCCCGUGCGGUGACGCUAGAAUCUUUUCCCCCCACGAGGAGAACGAGUCCGUCGACAAACAUCCAAACCGUAGAGCUAGAGGUCAACUGAGGACAAAGAUAGAAUCUGGCGAGGGAACGAUACCGGUGAAAAGCAGUGAGGGGAUACAGACGUGGGACGGUGUGCUUAUGGGCCAAAGACUGCUGACGAUGUCGUGUUCGGACAAAAUAGCUCGAUGGAACGUACUUGGUGUGCAAGGUGCACUUCUAAGCCACUUCAUCGAGCCAAUUUACUUCCACAGCAUCGUUUUAGGCAGUCUAUUGAACCCAAGCCACAUGUACAGGGCGGUCUGCGGCCGUAUCGAAAAUACUAUUCAGGGUUUGCCGCCACCGUAUAGACUUAACAAGCCGCUAAUGAGCCUCAUUACGUCUUCGGAAGUUAGGCAACCCGGGAAAGCGCCCAACUACAGUGUAAACUGGACCAUCGGUCAGGCAGAUGCUGAGGUGAUAAAUUGCACCACGGGGAAGGACGAGUUAGGCAAACCGUCGAGGAUAUCAAAACAGGGUCUGUUCAGGAGGUUUUACAACUUGCUCGAUAAACUCGACACGAUAGACGACGCUGAUAAGAAUCAGUGCCGUCACUACCUGGACGCGAAAUCGUCCGUGCAAAAUUAUUCGCUUGCCAAGCAUCAGUUGAAGGAGGCUUUUGUAAAAGCACACCUUGGGAGUUGGGUUAAAAAACCGAUCGAACAAGACAUGUUCGAGGUUGAUAUCUGACUAAAUCAGGGUAACGAUAAAACGACGACCAACGAUACGACCGACUUUCGGGUGACAGAUUAUGUGGUUCCUACUGCAAACUAGAUCGCUCGUUCAGCGUGUUAUGAUAUGGCAGAAUUCGGCAUCAGUAAAGCAUAAAUCGUAGGAUUUCACGCGUACUAUCUCAUCUUUGACUUUGCGUUGGGUGAUACGUUUCGCGUGUAUGUGUGUAUGUAUAUAUGUAUAUAAUAUGGGUACGCAUAUCCUCUAUGUAUAUAUGUACACACAUACAUAUAUGUAUAUCUCGUCAUGCACAUCGUGUUCAGUCUGUGCGUGAAUCGAGAACGACGAGAAGGAAAUGGCAGAGAGACGAAUGUGAAUCAGGUGCCGUGGACACGGCGAAAUUUUUGGUCUUCAAGACGUCGGAGGUUUUACUAUUCGAUAGUUGCUCAUUUUAAAUAAUAGGGUUUAAUCGACGCGGCACGUUUCGAUACUUCGAAUUUUAAUCUUAAAUCGUUUUAGAGUAACGUCAAUUUCGACAGACUAUAUAGACUGGUAGUAGAACGCGAUUCCGGAACGAGCAGUGAUUACAUUCCGUCGGGCAGAAAAGACGGAAGUAGAAAGGUUUCACUGUAGCGAGCAGAGAAUUUUAUGUUUUGAAAGAACAUAUAUACUUCGAGACAUCUGUUUUUCACGAAGCAAGAGAUUGUUGCACAUAUCCGUACCGUCAGUCUUCUCUUUUUCCAAGUGUUUUCACGUUGAAACGACCGGGAUGGAAAUCUCUCGCGGUUUCGUCGUUCCGACGUGCUCGUUUCUGGUCGUUCGAACGCAAUUGAGGGGAGAGACUUAGAAGAAAGAAAAGAAGAACAAGAAACACUCGAAGAGGGAAUAUCUCGAGGUUUUAAUCGUGCCUGCAGUAUUUUUUUCUUAGGCGUUAUAGGUAUAUAAAACAGUGAUAAUAACAUGCAUCACGUUACAUCCCCGAAGGCUGUGACCGGAGUAUAGAGAAAUCGUCGACGUUGCGAAUAGUUACAUACAUGUUUCGUCGCGGAUGUUGAUGAAAAUGGAACAAGAAUCGAUUCCUUGUCGGCGUUGCGACAGAUAUAUACUGUUGUCCUCUAGUCCUACUGUCAAUGAUCAUGAGCGUAAAACAAUUUUUCUCAGAAUAUUGACGAUAACGUGUACAACACUUUGAUCUUUUCUUUUACUUUUCGAACCAAGAUGUAUUUUUCAAUGAAUCAAAUGUUCCCGUUUCUCGCGAAUCGUCGACAACGAAUCGACAGUUCGAUGUUGUCACCGCUGAGUUUUCAUAGGGAACAAAUGAGGAUAUAUUAUUAGGAUGAAUGGGCUUGGGAUGAUCGGACGAGCGGAUGGAUCAUACAAGUCAAUAAGUAAAUCAAUAAGUACGUUUACGGUUACUAGUUUCUAGAGAAUCCUAAGAUCAUUGCCUCACUGUGCCAGUUCUUAUAUAAAAGAAAUUCAUGCGAUUCUGCCGUAGUGACACACUGCCCGGUGUCGGUCCAGUUUUGCGUGAGAAACUCGACGGCUAUCCGCACGGAGAAAAGCAGGUUGGGUCAAAUGAAGUAUUAUAUAUAUUAUAUAAUACGUAUAUAUAUAUAAUACAUAUAUUACACAUUCACAAGCGUGUGUGCUUGUCACUUGGAACGCCGUCACUUCCGGUCUAAAGUGUGCGUACCAGUCCGGAUAGCGCGAAUUCUCAGUAUUAAGUUAGUACAAAUCUCGGGCUUCGAGAAAAUCUUCUUUAUGUUGCCCAUGAAUUAACUCGAACCUUCGGCUGUUUGUUUCUUUUUUUUGUUGAAUUUGAAUUGUUAAUUGUUUCCCCUUUGUAUUACUAAUUUUCUUGUACAGUAAGCGAACGACUAGAAAAAAA